Medioppia subpectinata is the source of this 519-nucleotide messenger RNA. NCBI's taxonomy places the organism in Eukaryota, Metazoa, Arthropoda, Arachnida, Sarcoptiformes, Oppiidae. The record is from the annotation of a GenBank genome assembly.
AUGGCGAGUGAGAUCGCGAAGGGCUGUAAUUACUUGGAGUCGAUCGGACGGACGCACCGGGACUUAAGCGCCAGGAAUAUCAUAUUCGUGGCCAAGAAUCUGGUGGUGAAGAUCAGCGACGGCGGCGCCUAUCGGGACAAAUAUCGGGCCGACUAUUACAACGGAAUGCCCAUCCGGUGGAUGAGUCCGGAGUCCAUAAUCGACGGCCGAUUCAGCGCCAAAUCCGAUGUCUAUAGCUUUAGCACAACGUUUUGGGAGAUCUUGACGUACUGUAAAUCGCGACCCCAUUACCAACUGUCCGACCAGUCGUUGCUCACACUCAUCGUCAACACCAGCAAUGGUGCCGAUGAUGUGCCGCCACUGGUGUUGGGCCGACCCCUGCACUGUCCCAAAGAGAUCUACGAUCUGAUGGUCGAGUGCUGGCAGACCAAUGAGAACCAGAGGCCGCCCUUUCAUGAAAUCGGCCUAUUUUUGCAACGAAAAAAUCUGGGCUAUCAAAAGCCCGGACCCGACCACUGA